AUGAGGUUGAAAAGCAUUUGUCGAGGCCAUGUCAACUUGAUCUCAUAUUGUUUUUUGUGUCUAUCAUUCAUUUAUAUAAUACGCUCGAACGGCGCCAAUAGAUCUAUCGCACGGCGGGGGGACAGAAUUCCUGAGGUGGAGGAAUAUGUGGCUUGGCUUGAAAAGUGCAAGCACAUAUUCUUGGAUUUGGGGGCCAAUCGUGGGGAUACGAUAUUGAGAUGGUUAACUAGAACAAGUUACAGCGGGCGGGCCAAGACAUCUUCUAUUGAUCGAAUGUACGAUCUGAAACAGCGCCAAAACUUUUGCGUUCUAAGUUUUGAACCAAACGAAAUUUUCGAUGCAACUCUUCUUGGUAUUGAAAAAGAAAUGAACCAAAAAGGCUUCAAAACUAAAGUUAUAUUACAGACAGCAGUUUCAGAUAAAUUUUCGGAAUCCGUUAUCUACUUGGAUGAUGUAUCAACGCAUUCAUAUGGAACUUCACUAAUUGCAGAUAAGAAAGUCAAUUUUGGCGGCCAUUACCAUUCUCUAGGGAAAAAUCAAACUGUUCGAUUAGUAAGUUUAAGUGCAAUCUUAAGAAGUAUCCCGGUAUUUGCAGAAGUAGUUGUUAAAAUGGAUAUCGAAGGUGCAGAAUAUGAUGUCUUGAGGUCACUUUUUUCUACUGGCAUGGCCUGUAGGAUAGAUGUUCUUAUGAUAGAGUUUCAUUUACACAAGUUGAAAAAAGCUCAGGUACCCGCAGGUGCAAAUGAAGUCAUAGAAUGGAUUCUAAAAGGGAACAAGUGUGAUGUGAAAGUAAUUUAUGACGACUAA
Molecule: messenger RNA, 807 nt
Organism: Bathycoccus prasinos
Lineage: Eukaryota; Viridiplantae; Chlorophyta; Mamiellophyceae; Mamiellales; Bathycoccaceae
Product: methyltransferase
Exons: 1
Coding region: 1-807 (268 amino acids)
Source: RefSeq, a predicted model, not a curated record